This is a messenger RNA of Cuculus canorus (common cuckoo), 7883 nucleotides long. It is a transcript of the gene ANKRD34B, whose product is annotated as ankyrin repeat domain 34B. Gene Ontology annotation, molecular function: protein binding. The coding region runs from base 2465 to 4021 and encodes 518 amino acids. Lineage: Eukaryota; Metazoa; Chordata; Aves; Cuculiformes; Cuculidae. The record is from RefSeq and is a predicted model, not a curated record. The transcript is spliced from 2 exons.
UUGAUGACUUUUACAGGAAUGACUCUCUGAACACUCCUGUGAAAGCUUGUCUCGGUGACUCUGAGAAUGCCAAGGCACAGAGCAGAAAAUUUGGCUGUCACAUUGAAAAAGCGAGGAACACCUUACAAGAACACUUAUUCCUAGCACUCCUUUACUUAGUGAAAAUGUUAGAUACGUAUUACAAUAUUGAAGAGCUUUUUCCCUCUCAAUUUCGUGAUUAUUUACACAGUUAGAUGUAACAAACACUGUGAGAGCUUCUCCUAGGAAUUAAAUGCUAUUUACAAACCAAGAAGCAAGAGUGGGAGUAAGAAAUGCUAAAACUUUCAGUGUUUUUUCCCACUACCAUGGCAGCACAACCUGUGUCAGAACAGGACUCUGAGUGCUCACUCUUAUACUUCCCAGUCUGACCUCAGGACAGGAGCCAGCACAAAUCCACAGCUGCAUGUCUACUUCUUGCAAACAAAUCAGCAUAGGCUUCAAAAAUUGAUUUUCUUAGUACGAGGUACUUUGUGCUACUUCAUCUCAGAGCACUUUCCAGGACAAUACUGCCUUUUCAAAAUAAAAAUUAAGCUCUUUCUAGACAGAGUGUUCCAGGAAUGCUAUUUGUACAAGAACACCAGAAAUUUGUGGAUGAUCUGAAAGUCCCGUUCAUGACUCUGUGUCGCACAUCAGGUUGCACAGCUCCUCAUUCUUUCACUGCUAUCUUGGCACAAGCUUACUGCCACAGCUGAAAAGCAGCUGUGUCAGUCCUGACACGUUAGUAACACACACAGUGGGUCUGACAUGGCAGUUAGUUAUAUUUAGGAAUGCUUUAUAACCUCAAUUUCUUCAGCAUCAAUCUGAUGAAUUAUCAAGUAAUUUACUCUUUUAGGGAACCUGACUGAACCAUGGCCUUUCACUCCAAAAUAUGUAGCUGUGUUUUCUUGGUGCAGGUUGUACCCAGUCCAGGUGUAGCAUGUGUACUUCCACUCCACCGGUGUCAGUGUGGGUCUUACUAAAGUCCAGCUGCCCUUUGUACCCACAGCAGCAGUUUUGGGAUGACAAAGACCCAAGGGUAUUCUCCCAUAAUUAGCAGAUUCACCAGAUGAAAUUAUGGUUAUCUUCACCCAGCAUUCAGGAAUGUAUUCUGCAUGGUACUGUUCUGCUUGCAAAUCUGUACCACUUCCUUUUAAUUAUACAGUGUCUGACUCAUAAGUAUUUGUGGAUUCUUAUUCCCCAAUUAGUAUUUCUUUCUCCACUUUUCUUUGCUCCCAUGCUGCCCACUUUUCCUGCCCCCCUUCCUUCAGUGAAAGUGUAGAUCAAGCUGUAACUAACGAGGCUGGACUUUAACAGCACCAGUGCCUGUGCUCCUCUCAGGGAUUAGCCAGCCUGCUUUGCAGACCUGACAGUCCCAGCCUGUGGCUAUAAUAACUAGUUGAGUAUCUGAAAUGAAAUGUAUUUGUACCUACAAGACCCAGUGAGAUCUCAGCCACACUGGAACUGCUGACUUGCCUGCACAAAAAUACCCUGGGUUUUCUCCAGGACAGGUUCACGCCACCUCUGGCAACACAAUCUCAUCUAAACUUUCUAACUUUAAGUGCUGGUCUAGACAAGGCUUCCUCUGUCCUGACUCACAUUAACAGUCCUGCUAAAGUCAACGGUGAAGAGGAAUUCUAGCAAUUGAAGUCAUUAGACCACACGUUGGAAAAACAGUCUCAUUUUUAGCACUGACCUGCUGCAUGACUUCAAAUAACAUUAUUCUCUUUCUAAGCCUGUUUAAUGUUCUUUUGGCCAUAUUUCUAGAGAUGCAAAGACCUGUGUAAGAAGUGCUAUAUGCUGUCAUUUAAGUAAAGCAUGCAGAUAAGUAUCGGAAGAGCUUUCAAUAAAUAUGAAAGAAAUCUAAAAUCCUCAAUGACAGGUAGGUCAAAGCCAAGGGAGAACACAAUCAGUAUUCCAGCACGUGUGCUAUCUAAAAGAUACUUCUCUUUACUUUGUUUCUGGAAACCUAAAUGCACAAAAUAAUUGGAUGCUUUUAUAAAAAUUCUUAUAAUAGUCUUGAAUGUGUUAAUUGUCAAAAAUAUGAAUUUCUUAACAAUGAUUUGCACCAUGUACUUUUAGUAUAACAGAAUGAAUCCGUAAAGCAAUUUCAAUGCAUUUACUGUUCAAAAACUGUUUUAUCAAGACAGUGUGAGGAAAGAGCCUCAACAAGCAGUCAAAAGAAGGUGAUAAUACCACAGCAGCGCCCCUGUUGUCAGCAGUGAUCACAAUUGGGAUGUUCACCCUCAAAAGGAUGGAGAGAGAAGUUCUGGCCCUCUUUCAUCCUCCGCCAUUUCCCAUAAAAGGGCUGCAGUCAAGCACACACAAUGAACAGACUUUGUGAGGGCAGUAAGCCCAGAAGUAGAUGCUACCACAGGGGUGAGGCUCUCUACUUUCUCUGAAAACCAGUUGUUCUUUCCAGCCACCAGGAAGGUGUGAGACAAGUGUGAUGACGGAAGCAGUGGAGUUGUCACCAGAGGGGAAUUCCCUGAUAAGAGCAGUCUACCAAAGCCGCCUUCGCCUCACCAGACUGCUACUGGAGGGUGGCGCCUACAUCAACGAGAGCAAUGACAGAGGCGAAACCCCUCUCAUGAUUGCUUGUAGGACAAAACACGUGGACUCCCAGAGUGUCAGCAAGACAAAGAUGGUUAAAUACCUACUGGAAAACAAAGCCGAUCCGAACAUACAGGACAAAUCUGGAAAGACAGCUUUGAUGCACGCUUGUCUAGAAAAAGCAGGACCAGAAGUGGUAUCUCUGCUCCUGAAAAGCGGAGCUGACCCAAGCCUGCAAGAUCACUCCAAUUGCUCUGCACUUGUGUAUGCAAUAAAUUCUGAAGACAAACAGACCCUCAAAGUCCUUCUUAAUGCCUGCAAGGCGCGAGGGAAAGAAGUCAUUAUCAUUACAACAGACAAGUCCCCCUCGGGGAGGCACAAAACAAAGCAGUACUUAAACGUGAUUCCCGCAGACCUCGAGGAAUGCUAUUCCCCAACUGCAUGCGCUUCCCCAUCAGAAAUAGAACUGAAAACGUCUCUAUCCUCUGUUUCAAGUUCAAGUGAAACUAGAAAAGCACUCUUCAGCUUUAAAGAGAUGGAUCAUCCAAGAAGCGUGGACAACUCAUCUCAAACAGUUUCACCAACAAGAAAAUCCAGCUCAACCAAAGUAGGGACCAAGCUAGCACAAGCGCAGUGGUUACAGUCUGAGCCUUGGAUAAAGAGCGCUCCAUCUCUGUUUCACCAGAAUAAAAUUGUCUCUUUGCAAGGAGAACUUCAAGACAUUAGUCCAGAAGAAGAAAUCUCUUUUAAAAUCAAUGGCCUUGCCUUAUCAAAGAGAUUCAUCACCAGGCACCAAAGUAUUGACAUAAAAGACACUGCUCAUUUUCUGAAAACCUUUGAUCAAGCCGGAUCAAGAAAAUUAUCCUAUGAUGAGAUAAACUUUCAGGCUCCUUUUGAUGAAGAGAAAGAUAACCCCAGUGGGAUUCACAUGGGUAAAGAUGCCAGUUCAGGACACAUCGGCUUCAUUUCAAACCUCAGCAGCAUUAGCCAGAAAAGAAAUUCAGGAGCAAAUCACUACAGCUCUGAUUCUCAGUUAACUACUAGUGUAAGUCCUGCUACUGCAGAAGACAGCAAGUCAGUGAUGGCAAAGAAAAACAUUCUUUCUCCCUCUCACUCUUCGUUAUCAGGUUCUAAAGAAAUACCGGAGAACAUGCCUCCAGUUGCCUUGAGCAGGAGAAAUCAAACUUCUCUACAAAGACGGGGUUCAGGAGCCUUAUUGUUGGAUCAUGUUGCUCAGACAAGACCAGGUUUUCUUCCACCACUGAAUGUGAAUCCUCACCCCUCAAUUCCAGAUAUUACUUUCAUAAACAGGGUUUCUGGGAUGAUUUCUUGUGGUCAAAACCACUUAAUACCAGCAGCACCUCCUUUCCCUAGAGAGAUCAAAACCACAAAAACACUACUAAGAAGGCAGUCCCUACAGACGGAGCAGAUAAAGCAAUUAGUGAAUUUUUAACAGGGGGUUAAUAGGUUAUAGAAUCUUUACAAUAUGUACAUAUGGACUGCACUAUCCGAUUGUAAUGAUACACACCACAAGAGAGAUGUGACAUCAGGCGCUCUGCUUUGGAAGGCGCUCUGCUAAUUUAAGUAGCUUAGAGACUACAUGAAGAUACAUGCUUAACUCUGUGUGUCUGCUGCUCUCUGCACACUGAGGAAUAUGUCUUACACUCUUUUCAUCAUGUUUUCAGCUUCAGCACUGAAGCUUCACCUGUGACAGGGUGAAUCUGCAAAGGGUGGUAAGCACUGCAGUUUUCAUGUUAGUUUGGGACCACUAGCCCUCCAAGGCUUCCCCAAAGGUGUACUUUCUCCACCUGGAAAGGCAGAACACGUGGAAUUUGGGAACCUGGUUGUGAUACUGGACAUCAGCUGGACUGCAAUAUCCAGCAAUCCCAGGCACAAGCAGUGUGCGCUAUGGGCGGUCAGUAGCAAGCUGUCACUGGGCGCCACUGGCUUUACUGCACGUAAACAGACAACACACCUAGUCAAUAGUACUCAUGUUGCAGACCCGGGUUGCACGCACAGCUAUGUCCUGGGAAUUCCAGCUAAAGACUGGGAACCUGCUUUAGAUGCCCUGCUGCCCACUGGAAGUCAACAUGAUAUGCAGAGCACUGAAGAGCUCAUGCUCAGCACACCAUGCCUGGAAGCUGAGCCAAGAAGCCAGCACAGUGAGCAAGAAGUUCCAAGGAAUCUCAUGUGAAAUAACCAAAAGCCUGCUUGCAGUGUCAGUGGGCUUCUCAAGCUAUUCGAUUUCCAGAACACUCUUAAAAAGAGGAAGGGGGGGGGGGGGGGGAGGCAGAGGCUGUAUCUAAACCAGGGUUCAUUCCUUCCUGUAGUUCCACACUCCCCAAAAUCUAGACUGCCAGAUCACGCGCAAACUCCUCAGUCACAGGCCUGGAUUUCUUUUCAAGACAGGAUAUAGAUGGUGAGACACAUCUAAACACUGUCUAGCUCAAUGAGGAUACUUGUCACACACACUUGGGAGCAAGGAAGAGCUCAGAUAGACAUAAAAAAAAAAUCUCUUAGCUACACUAUUCACCUGGAAGAUGGUAGUCCUUUUGCCUAAUUUAGAGCAGAGGACUGAAUUUCUUACAGAUGAGAAACAUGACUUUGCCUCUGUGCUGUUGCCUAUUUUUAAGUAUCUGUAUCUAGAGCCUGGUUUUCCUUCCCAUUUAGUGUUCUGCAAUUCAAUAAAAAAACUACCUUGUCUUUGUGCAUAUUCCACAGAUGCUUGAUUUCUGGCACUUUAUAACUCAUCCUCUGAAGACUGAGAAAUGCUUAAUUGUGUUCUGUUUUGUCAUAAUUUACAGAAAUCAGUUGUAUUGAAAUAAUGUCUGUGUAAUGUGAAUUUCUGUAUAUUGAAAUACUUCUUUUUCUGAAAAUGCAGAGGGUACUGUCUUCUUGAGCUUCAGUCAAAAUUCACCCAGUUUGAUGUUGCCUGACAAAGAACUGUAAUGUUAUUUAUCUCUGCCCUUAGCAGAAGACAAUAUCCAGUGGAUGAUAAACACACAGUCUCUGUAAAUACCUUUAUAUCUAAAACCAUAAAACUGUCCAAAAGUUCAAAAUAUGAAUAUUUUGAGGAAGGGUGUGUUUGACACUGGAAGGUAAAGGAGAAUGGUUUGCAUGUUUAUACAACAGGGCUGUACAUCAAGCACUGAUCUGAAAUCACAAAUUUAAAUCUCGAAAUCAAUAUUGAACAAAAUCUCUCCUGCCUCAAGUGAUAACCGCUGGAAGGCAAGAUGAUGUUACUGUUGAUUCUCUGUCCAGGCUCUGAAAGGUAGCAAGAAUAAGCAAAGAUGCAAAUCUGUAUUGCCAUUGCCAAAAUUAAUAAUUCACCACAAAAUAAGGUUCCUGAAAGCUGUGGUGUUCUUUGCCCUCCUCCUGUCACAGCUCUGCUAGCCUGGGAUGUGCAACAUUCUGGAAACAGCUAGGAAGGCCCAUGGCAUGCACUGCGCCAUCAAAUGUGAUUUACUCAGGUAAUGAUCAUCAAACGUGUGCAGUUUCUCACCCAUCCAAAGCAAUCAGUACUGAUCAUAAAAAUGUUAGGUUUUUGAAUUAGAAAUUGACUGUUCAUCCACGGAAAGAUGCUCGGUCAUUUACGGAUUGUCUGGCAAACUCUAGUCUCCGCACAUACACAAACAAGAAAAACCCCACAAUGUAUGAGUUCGCACAUUAAACAUCAAAAAAUAAGAAAGUUCCAAAAGUGAGGCUAUGUACAUUUUAAGAGCUAUUAAAUACUGGUGGAAACACAGUGAAUGUGAUGUAGUGUUUGGCUCCAUUCAGGUUCUGCCUCUUACUUCAUGAGAUAGUGCUGGAUCAGCAUCUGGAUAUACCAGGUAGAACAACAAUUACAUGGACAACUUUUAUGUCAGAAAGUUAUGUGAUACAACAUAUAUCAUUAUUAAGUUAUUGACUGGGUACAAAUUGGUCCCUACAAACAUCACAUACAGAAACAAUAUACCUUUCAAAUGUUUUUAUGGUAUUUUAAGUGAAAACAGCAAUUUGUAGUCUGCUGACCUCAUAAUGAAGCUAAGUAUUUGAAGUUAAAAAUUAUCUUUCAGAAAAGUACAAAUUCUUUUUCAGAAAAAUCAACUAACAUAUCAGGUGUUCUAACUAGUACCUUUGCUCAUGGUAUAAAGCCUGAUUUCUGCGGCAUUCAUUUGAAAAUUACAGACAUACAUGGGAUUACUGCUCCCUCAACUGAAAUAAAUUUUUUAUAAAGUGCGCAAACAAUAGAAGAAAAUGGCAAAUGUCUCGAAAAGUGAUGUAUUCUGUACUGUUGCCAGUAUUUUGUGCUUAAUUUGGAUGCAGAAGAAAUGUGAAAGGUUAACAGUAACAUUUAUUGUUGCUUCAGUGUUAUAAGUGACCUUCAGUGGAAAAACAGUUCAGUUUUGUUCUCUCGAUGUUGUUAUGAUGCAUAAAUAAAAGUUAUUUUUCCCCGUGUUCAGGGAAUAUGGAAAUACACAUCUUUUUAUUUACCACUUAGGAGACGCUGAGUCACUACCAAAGUCACUUUAUUAAGGCAUGUCUACGCCAGGUGGCUGAGGGAUGCCUGCCUUUCAGUCCACGAGGUUCAAGAUGGAUCCAUUUUCAGCUGGACAGCUUUCAGUAAAGCACACUGCUGCCAAGAUUACUGAUUUUGCAUCUACGUGAUAAGUUUAGAAAGGUGAAAACAUUUUUCUUUACUUUUGGUUCAAGACUUCUAAGGGCAGCAAGCUGCUGCUACACAGGAACACUAUAAAAAGUUUUCAAGGUUGUGUCUAAGCUGUGCUGUUGGAAGUACAGUUUUCAAAAUAUCCUUCCCUGCACUUUUUCUUUUUGCUUUACGAAGAAAGGCACUUGGAGUUUCUUUGCUUUGAUUUUUGUCUUUUACAAUUAUGUGGCACUUCCAAAAGAUAUUGCCGUAACUUGAUGCAGCUACAUAAGAAAAACAGUAACCUAAGCCAUUAAAUUGCUUUUUUUUUUUUUCAACAAUACUUAACAAGAUCUUCCUCUUUCUGCGUCUGUUAUGCAGUACAACUAAUUAACUUUCCAACUAAAAUUGGGUGUUUAUAAACAAAUGGAUUUUUACAGAAGUAAAACAUUAUUCCACUACUUGGCUAUUUUGCUCAUGUAAUGAGACUGGCUUGCUAUAGAAAGGUGUCACAAGUACCCAUCCUACUAAAAACAUUAACAAUGUAUACAUAAUUAGAGGGAAGAAUGUUUGUUUUGAAAUAUUUCCCAGUACUACCCAGCCACAUAUUUUCACCUUGAAGUACUACUGGCGCUGCAAUACCUCUAAGGUCAGGUUUGAUAACGAUAUAUCUUAGGAAUAAUAGAAU